UAAACCGACCGAUUCCAGAGACACCGACGACGAUCCAGAACGUUCUAAACGGUGGCUCGCGAUCGCAUCCUCGUCGGAAGUGAUCCUUUGUUCGCGACAAAUGCCGAGUAUUUUGUCGCCUUGUCAUUGCUAUUGGCACCAAUCGUGACACGUGGCUCAGAUGAUCGAUAACGCCUCGUGCGAGCCGCAAGCUGAAACGAGAGCGAAAAUCGAAGAUCGAAAAAAUUUGUGAUCAGUCCACGGCGUAUCGUCGUCAAGAAGGGUAGUGCCUCGAUAUCGCGUUGUGAAACGUGAAACUGUGCUCAGCUCGGGAUAACGCUUAUACUUAAUUGCGACGAAUGGGCAUGGAGCAGUUCGAGCAGCUGCUAACCUGCGCAAUAUGCCUGGAUCGAUAUAGAAAUCCGAAGCUCUUGCCAUGUCAACACAGCUUUUGCAUGGAACCAUGCAUGGACGGCCUUGUCGACUAUGUUCGUCGACAGGUCAAAUGUCCGGAGUGCCGUGCCGAACAUCGUAUACCAUAUCAAGGCGUGCAAGCCUUCCCGACCAACGUGACGCUGCAACGAUUUCUGGAAUUGCAUAUCGAGAUCACGGGGGAAUUGCCGGACCCGACCAGCGGUCAGACCAUGGAACGUUGCGGCGUUUGCUCGGAGAAGAGUUACUGUCAACUGUGCGUGCACUGCGAGAAAAAAUGCUGCCCCGAGUGCAAGGACGCGCAUAUGGAUAUAUUGAGACGUGAAAUUGCACGUAUCAAUUCCCAGGUGCGCAGGGGGUUGCACAGGCUGCAGGACGCGCUGGCCCUGGUGGAGAAAAAUACAUUAGGCCUACAAACAAACUGCGCGUCGGUCGCCGAAGAGGUGGACGAGAUUUAUCGGAGGCUGAGCAAGGCUUUGAAAGACCGCACGGAACAUCUGCGUAACGAGGUCGAUCGAUACCUCGGCACCGAGCUCAGAGGCCUGAUUCAACUCAAAGAGAAUCUCGAAUUGGAAAUCGCGAAUAUCCAGAGCAACUGCGAUCUGGCGGAGGCGCACAUAAACGAAAACGUGCCGUGGGACGACGCCGAGCUCCUGGACACAAAGGAACUCUUUCUGCGUACGGUGGAAUUUAUCAGGAACUUCGAAUACGAGGCGGGGGAUUACAAUCGGCGAGUCCGCUUCGUGAUGGCGCACGAUCCGAAUCAGCUUGUCCUUCACGUGGCGGGUUAUGGUGAAUUGAACAUUAAACCGGAAAGCGGAAGCGGUGGAUUGCUGGGGAGCUCCAGCAGUUUAGCCCCACCGGUGGGUUCGCCCGGUCUUAUGAGAAGCAAGAGCGAUCACCGUCUCGCCUCGCAAUACAGGCAGCAGGAGGAGGAACGAUUAGCCAGGAAUCGAUAUGUUCCCGAAUACGAGUACGACGCCCCGGAGUACGAGGUGCCCAGGAACAAAUCCAGGUAUAGGAGCCGGUUUAUGCGGCAUCGGGACGGCGACGAUUCCGACGGUGACUCGAGGUCGACGGUGAGAUUCACAUCGGCGCCGCAGGAAUCGUCCGGCCUACGGGAGCGCGUUCUGGACACGGAGGACGCUGCGCGCGGUCCCCUGUCCGGUAUAUUUCGCCUGACGGACUCGCCGCGGGUCAUGAAGAAGCUGCAGGAGUGCGAGCGAGCCGGCAAGAGGAAGAAGGAGGAGCCGGCUAGUCAGCCCGCGCCGCAACCACCUCAACCACCUAAACCGCAGGUACAAGUGAGAAAGAUACCGACCGCGGUGGCAAGACAGAUCAGCGAGGACGACGAGAUCUCGAGGAUCAAGAAGCAGAACAAGAAUGCCGCGGCGACCGCUGCCGCCGCCCACGUCGAGACGGUGGAGGAGAGGCAGCCGACUUUGACACCCGCCCCCGUUCAUUCGCCGCCAACGAGGGAACUUCCGGAACGGGAACCCGAAGAGCAGCCGGUCAGGCGACCGGCUAUCGCCAGGAGAACUUCAGCCGAAACUCACGCUCCCCCCGCGGCCAGGAGUGCCUCGUCGGACUCGAGCACCGGCUCCGAGAGUUCGGGAUCCGGAAUACGCAGCACCGGCGCGCCGUUCACGGCCGAGGAGAUGAAACAGAAGUACCUGUCGAGGGCACCCCCGACAAGCACGACGACCACUGUCUCCACCACCGCCGGCAGGGAAUCAUCAAACGCUGCCGCCCCAACCCCGAGAGCGCCGUUUCAGAGUCGUUUUUUAGGCGCAGGUAACCGUGCGGCUCCACCGCCGCCGGUCCAGACGCCGCGAGAGGAACCAGCGGCUAAGAAGAAGGAAGAAGAGGAGGACGAGGACGAGGAGACAAGUAGCUCUUCCGAGGAGACGGAAUCGGACACCGAGGAAGAGUCGGAAACGGACGGUCGUCUGUCCAAGUCUGCUCCAGCCGUGACCUCUACCGCUUCUCAGGAUCGUCAGAGAAGCGAAUCCGCCAUGGCUCGCACCGACAUCGGGCCUUUGCUCGCUCGCAGCGCAGAAGCUAGAAGAGGAAGCAAGGAAGAUUCGCCUUCCACCAGGUAUUCGUCUCCGAGGGGCAGCCCCGCUCAAUCCGCGACGACGAUGAUGACGAUGACAACGCCGAGCGGCGGCGGCGGCGGCGGCGGCGGCGGCGGCGGCGGCGGCGGCGCCGCGACGACGACGACGUCGACGCCGGGCGGCUACACCAGCAGGACGUUUAGCGCGGACGGUACCGACGAAAGGUGCUCGGCCGGUCGUGUCGACAAUGGUAAAGUAAUCGCGACGGCCGACUCGAGCGCGGAUUCCGCUUGUAACAUCGACGCCGACGGGGACGCGCUUAAACCACCGGCGACGGACACUAGCUCGGCAACACAAACGGACGUUAUUACGGACACCGACAAAUCGACCACCUCAUCCACCUCUUCCCACCACGCGAUUAGCGAAAGUUGUCUCGGGGAUAGCCGCGGCGAUAGUCGAGUUGCGAGUGCGACGCCCGAAGACGGGGACGCGUUAGUGGAAGGUCGUUCCGCGAACGACGAGGUUUCAUUGACGGCCGCUGAUCGCAACCGGGACGAAUCUACUCUCGCGAAUGAAGAUGACUCUGAGAUGAAAGGAAGUGACGAAGCAGUGACGCCCGAGAGGCGUGACUUCGAAGACGUUUCCUUCCGGCUUAUCGUGGAGGACGUUGACGCGUCUAUCGCCGAAGCGCCCGUAUCGGAUCUUACGACGCAAACGGAUGAGAUGAUCGAGCGUAGAGAUCGUUCGAGGUCCAAAGAAUCUCAAAGCAUUUCGGAAUGUUCAAGUUUCGUCAGUGGGCAAACGAUGUCCGACAGCGAAUCGGAGAGUCAUUCCGAAAGUGGUUCCGAGGAGGAAGCCGAAGACGACGAGUCGCGAGAUGAAAAUUGCAACGUGAAGGACGGGAAAAAAGAUGAGAAGAAGGACGAUAGAAAUUCCAGCGGUAAAAAUAGCGCGGAAAGCGAAAGUGGCGAAGAGAAUAAGGAUUCCUCGAAUUCCGAAAGCGACGAGGAGACGACGGUGCUGAGUGUUAGCUCGAACACCCGAGGCGAAAGCAGCGUGACGCCUGACGAUCGUUACGAGAGGGAUCUGAAGCGUCGAAGUGCCUCGAUAAUCGACGAGAGGAGCAUCGAGGAGAUGUUCGACGACAACGGCUGGGUAGUCACGGAACAAGAUCUACAACAGGAUCUACAAAUUGAUCAGCGAACGGUAUCCACGAUCCUAUCCACGGGCGAUCCCGUCGAUCGCCCGUCCGAAGAGACUGAAGACUCCAUCGGCGACGUCAAUGACGCAGCAGGAGCACGUACCGAAGAAAUUAUUCCAAAAAUUGCCGAAGGGAGACACGACGAGACGUCGAGCGAUCUCGAAGAUUUCUCCGUGCAGUCGAGCGUCGUUGACGACGCCGAGAUGGCUCCCUCGCCGAGCGAACUACGAGAUUCCGAGGCUCUGCCAAGAAGUCGCGUGUACAGACAGAGCAGUCUGGGUAAAAAUGGAUGGCUGGUUUCCGACGAGUCCGAGAACGAGUCCGACCGGGCAACCUCGCCGAUUGAAGCUUCCUCCGAAGGUCGAGACGUCGCGAAAAUCGGGUCCGCGAGCGAAACGAUGGGGAUCGACGAGAUCGAAGAUAGCACGGGCGACAUCGACGAGAACGGGUGGGUGAUACUUAACGAAGGUGACGACGAUGAUGACGAUGAUGACGACGACGAUGACGACGACGACGACGACGACGACGACGACGACGACGAUAUCGGCAAAGAUCACAUAGAGGAUAGUGUGCAAGGGAAUACGAUUCGUUCCCAAACUACUGACGUCGUAAAUUCGAAAACUAACGUUGAGAAUGGCGCAUUAGUCGCAAAUUCUGCUGUCCGAUCGAAGGGCACCGAGCAGUCAGGGCCCGACGAGCACGAGGAAACGUCCGAUGCCAAUAUGAGUAUACCGAUGCAAAUGGAUGUCUCACGAAUCUGUGAUAAAAAGUGCGCCGCAUCGGUGGUCGCCGAUGGUUGCACUCAUCCAUGGAGCUGGAAUCGAAUCAAAUCAGUGGCUGCUUCGUUUCUGAACAAGAGCAGGAGCCAGGCGGCGAUGAUGGCGUCCCGGGAACGGGAACGUGAACGCGAUCGCGAACGCGAGCGCGAGCGUGAACGCGAGCGUGAACGCGAGCGUGAACGCGAGCGCGAACGCGAACGAGAACGUGAACGAGAACGCGAAAGGGACGUGGACGCGGAGAUCGACUCGCCUUUGUCGGCGAGAUCGCGCUACGCGGCCCUGAAGGAGCGCCGGCAACGUUUGGCUCGUUCUAGGAGCUCGCACAACUUCGGCGGCGACGACCUCGACCUGGACGAGGAACCACCAUCACCUACGACCCAGUCGCCGAACGCCUAUCUGGCGGCGAAAUAUGGCGCCGGCUCCGAGCUGGCACGUAGCCGCAGUACUCAUGCCCUGAAGUCGAGAGAGCCGAGCCCGGAACGCGAUCGACCGGGAACGGAGAAGGACGGCGCGGCCUUGAGCUCCUGGGCCAGGUACCUUAAGAACAAAUACGGCAACCGCACCGCCAAGGACAAGGAACCGCCCUCCUCGUCCUCCACGAUACCUUCGUCCAGCACUAGCGCUGCUUCAAGAAGGCUAUCGCUGGGCUUGCCUCUGAGGCACACCGGGCAAACAUCCUUUGAAUCUUCUGACGACGACCAAAAAAACCCGUCAGGCUCCCCCACGUCCCCUACAGCAGUUCCCGUUAUACCCGCGGCAGCAGGUUCCUCCACUAGCAAUGGUCGGAGGAGUCAUUACUUGCUGAAGCGGCGGCAGCUGUUUAAAUUCGGGAUGCGGGGGAGCGAAGCCGGAUGCUUUACCUGGCCGAGAGGCCUCGCGGUCGGCCCGGACAAUUCCAUCGUCGUGGCCGACAGCUCCAACCAUCGUGUUCAGGUAUUCGACGGUAAUGGGAACUUCAUGAAGGAGUUCGGAACCUACGGCAGCGGCGAGGGCGAGUUCGAUUGCCUCGCCGGGGUGGCCGUAAACCGGAUCGGGCAGUACAUCAUCGCGGAUCGCUAUAACCACAGGAUCCAGGUGCUCGAUCCGUCCGGCCGCUUUCUGCGGGCCUUCGGCUCCCAGGGCACCGCCGACGGCCGAUUCAAUUAUCCCUGGGGCAUCACCACCGACGCCCUCGGAUUCAUCUACGUAUGCGACAAGGAGAAUCAUCGCGUGCAGGUAUUUCAAUCGGACGGCACGUUCGUAGGCAAGUUCGGCUCGUGCGGUAGCGGACGCGGCCAAUUAGAACACCCGCAUUAUAUCGCAGUGAGCAACACCAAUCGAGUGAUCGUUAGCGACGGCAACAAUCACCGUGUGCAGAUAUUUGACGUGAAUGGCCGCGUGUUGACAUCCUUCGGCUCGGAGGGUUCAGACGAGGGCCAGUUUAAGUUCCCGCGGGGCGUUGCCGUGGACGAUCAAGGCUACAUCGUCGUUGCCGACUCUGGCAAUAACCGCAUACAGAUCUUCAGUCCCGACGGUGCUUUCCUGAAAUCUUUCGGUUGCUGGGGCAGCGGCGACGGUGAAUUUAAAGGCCUCGAGGGCGUCGCCGUUACAUCCAGUGGCAACAUCGUCGUCUGCGACCGCGAGAAUCAUCGGGUCCAAGUAUUCUGAAUUCGUCGAUUUUACGUUUUAUUUAACAUUGUGCAAGAGCUCUUUUCAUCAAACGGAUACUACGCUGAUCUAUAUUUAUAUUCGCGUUUAUUAAUGCCAUUAAUGAUGAGCGAAUAUUCAGAAAAUAUCUUUACACGAUGUCGCGUAUUUUAUAUACUCGAAAAAUAUCUGUAUCCAUGAUGUCUACGAGAGUCCGAGAGAAUAUCUGUGGAAUCGAGUUUCAAUAAUCUCGAAUAGUUUUUUGCACCAAUAUGGAGACUUUUUCAUCUGGAAUCUUCUAACAUUCGGUAAAGCUCGAAAUUGAAUUCAAAUAGAAAAAAAAAA
Pogonomyrmex barbatus (red harvester ant) is the source of this 6419-nucleotide messenger RNA. It is a transcript of the gene tn, whose product is annotated as tripartite motif containing protein thin. The record is from RefSeq and is a predicted model, not a curated record. NCBI's taxonomy places the organism in Eukaryota, Metazoa, Arthropoda, Insecta, Hymenoptera, Formicidae. Gene Ontology annotation, molecular function: ubiquitin protein ligase activity; metal ion binding; protein binding. Gene Ontology annotation, biological process: protein polyubiquitination; proteasome-mediated ubiquitin-dependent protein catabolic process.